Molecule: messenger RNA, 1703 nt
Organism: Polistes canadensis
Lineage: Eukaryota; Metazoa; Arthropoda; Insecta; Hymenoptera; Vespidae
Exons: 1
Coding region: 281-1525 (414 amino acids)
Source: RefSeq, a predicted model, not a curated record
UCCAUCAGAUCUGAACGUAUUGGCUACUUCUUGAAUUUGUCUGUAAUAUUCGCACAUAUAAUAGUUCAUAUAAUUGCUAAUUUGAAUAUUGAAACAAACAAAUAAGUUUAAACACUUCAACAUUUCGUAUAUAUUAAGAACAUUUGCCUAUAAGUGAAUUGUUAUAUAAUAUUAAUUGAAAAAUAUUUCUUCCUGUGAAUGUGGAUAAGGAAACGUAAAAAAAGAAUAUAUUGUUAUAAUCAAACACACGCGUUAAUUCGAACGUUUUGUAAAAGUGAAAAUGUCUGACGUAAACGCCAAGAUCAACAAAUAUUUCAAUGUACUUGUACCUAAAUUAGCGAGUCAUCUUCGAGAUGAUUUCGAUAAAUUUGAAUGCGAGUUUAAUCAACCUGAAAAUAGUAUCUUUGCCUCUGGCAUUUAUUUCCUCGUAAUCAAAUUUUGGAUUAAGAAUGAUAACAAAACUAAAGAUAAAAAGGAACCAAAAACAACGAUUAUGCGAUUCGUGAUUAAAACACCGAUCACGACUGAAGCCGUGCAACAAGUUACUAAUAUAAAAAAACACUUUCACAACGAAAUUAUGUUCUAUCGUAAUUAUGCUACAGAGAAGGAUAAUUAUCCAAAAUGUAUUUACAUCGAAGUCGGUGACUUGCAUGAGACAGCAUUGAUUUUGGAAGAUGUAUCUAAUCGAGGUUACUCUCUUCAUCCACAAAAAAUCGAUCUACCGAUGGACGAUAUUCUUGCAGUUAUGAAAGAAAUAGGUAGAUUUCACGCUAAAGGAUACGUCAUGAAGGAAAAACAAUCUGAGAAAUUUUUUAACCUGGUUAAUGAUAUUCAAGAAUGCCGAUACAGUGAUGACGAUAAAGUAAUGUCACAUUAUUAUAAUUAUUUAAUUAAUUACGUAGGUGUCAGACCUGUCCUGUAUUUACGAGAACAUAAUUACGAUCGAGAUGUUUGUGACAAACUCGAGAAAUUCUUAAAAAACGCUUAUGAUAAUAUCGUAUUAAAAACUACGAAACCUGUUGAACCAUUGGCCAUAUUUUGUCACGGUGAUUUCACUAUCAACAAUAUGUUAUUUAACAAGAACGAGAAGGAAACUCAAGUAUUGCUGAUCGAUUUCGCUUUAAUUCGAUACGGUUCACCGACGAUCGAUCUUUCCACGUUUCUCUGUCUCUCUUGUAUCAAUCAAGUGAAAUACAAUAACAUUUCAAUGGUCUUACGAGCUUAUCAUGACGAAUUGACGAGAUAUCUUAAAGAAAAUGGUUUGACUGAUUUAGAUAAAUACUCAUAUGAAGCUUUUUAUAAUGAUUACGUCGAGAAUGCUCUAUUUGGUUUUACCAUAGCUACAUUUUUCUUACACAUGCUUGUAAACAAGAAUUUCCCAAAGAUACCCGUUCUCAUGAAUAAAACUGUAGAAGAAGUUUCUGAAUUAGCAUUCGUAUCCGGUGAUGAUGAAGUUUCCAAAUUAUUAUCAGAUUUGUUACUCGAUUUAAAGGAAAUGGGAUGCUUUAAUCAUGUUUUAUCGUGAUCUUAUCAGAUUAUUCGAAAUAUGAAGUACUUAAUAAAUUGAUAAAAUAACAGAAUAAAUGCAUGUCAUCUGUUAUCUAUUAGAAAGUGUUAUUACGAAAUAGACGUUUAUGGAGUACUCGAAUUUAUAUCUAUAUACUAAUAAAACUAUCUAUUUAUGUUUCAUUAUUAAAAUUAUU